CCCACACCAGGGGUGGAGCACUUCAACGUGUGAAUUUGUGCAGGACACAAUUCAGUCCAUAACAUCCCCCUAAUUUUUAAAAAAUAAAAAUGUUUUUAAGGAGUGAGUGUCUUUUAUGUGUCUCUGUGACCAGGUCCCGCUGCCUUGAUGGAUUAUACACUUGACCCCAGCAUGACAACAAUGACCGACUACUACUACCCUGAUAGCCUCUCAAGCCCCUGUGAUGGGGAACUUAUCCAGAGAAACGACAAGUUGCUCCUUGCUGUCUUUUAUUGCCUCCUGUUUGUAUUCAGUCUUCUGGGAAACAGCCUGGUCAUCCUGGUCCUUGUGGUCUGCAAGAAGCUGAGGAACAUCACAGACAUAUACCUCUUGAACCUAGCCCUGUCUGACCUGCUUUUUGUCUUCUCCUUCCCCUUUCAGACCUACUAUCAGCUGGAUCAGUGGGUGUUUGGGACUGUAAUGUGCAAAGUGGUGUCUGGCUUUUAUUACCUUGGCUUCUACAGCAGCAUGUUUUUCAUCACCCUCAUGAGUGUGGACAGGUACCUGGCUGUUGUCCAUGCCGUGUAUGCCAUAAAAGUGAGGACGAUCAGGAUGGGCACAACCCUGAGCCUGGCAGUAUGGCUAACUGCCAUUAUGGCUACCAUCCCAUUGCUAGUGUUUUACCAAGUGGCCUCUGAAGAUGGUGUUCUACAGUGUUAUUCAUUUUACAAUCAACAGACUUUGAAGUGGAAGAUCUUCACCAACUUUGAAAUGAACAUUUUAGGCUUGUUGAUCCCAUUCACCAUCUUUAUGUUCUGCUACAUUAAAAUCUUGCACCAGCUGAAGAGGUGUCAAAACCACAACAAGACCAAGGCCAUCAGGUUGGUGCUCAUUGUGGUCAUUGCAUCUUUACUUUUCUGGGUCCCAUUCAACGUGGUUCUUUUCCUCACUUCCUUGCACAGUAUGCACAUCUUGGAUGGAUGUAGCAUAAGUCAACAACUGAAUUAUGCCACCCAUGUCACAGAAAUCAUUUCCUUUACUCACUGCUGUGUGAACCCUGUUAUCUAUGCUUUUGUAGGGGAGAAGUUCAAGAAACACCUCUCAGAAAUAUUUCAGAAAAGUUGCAGCCAUAUCUUCAUCUACCUAGGAAGACAAAUGCCUAGGGAGAGCUGUGAAAAGUCAUCAUCCUGCCAGCAGCACUCCUCCCGUUCCUCCAGCAUAGACUACAUUUUGUGAGGAUCAGUGAAGACUAAAUAUAAACACAUUUUCUUGAAUGGCAUUCUAGUAGCAGUGAGCAGA
Molecule: messenger RNA, 1278 nt
Organism: Chlorocebus sabaeus (green monkey)
Lineage: Eukaryota; Metazoa; Chordata; Mammalia; Primates; Cercopithecidae
Gene: CCR8
Product: C-C motif chemokine receptor 8
Biological process (GO): G protein-coupled receptor signaling pathway; positive regulation of cytosolic calcium ion concentration; immune response
Cellular component (GO): membrane; external side of plasma membrane
Molecular function (GO): C-C chemokine receptor activity; C-C chemokine binding
Source: RefSeq, a predicted model, not a curated record